Molecule: messenger RNA, 753 nt
Organism: Arxiozyma heterogenica
Lineage: Eukaryota; Fungi; Ascomycota; Saccharomycetes; Saccharomycetales; Saccharomycetaceae
Gene: PRE8
Product: proteasome core particle subunit alpha 2
Exons: 1
Coding region: 1-753 (250 amino acids)
Biological process (GO): ubiquitin-dependent protein catabolic process; proteasomal protein catabolic process
Cellular component (GO): proteasome core complex; proteasome core complex, alpha-subunit complex
Source: RefSeq, a predicted model, not a curated record
AUGACUGACAGAUACGCUUUUUCCUUAACUACAUUUUCACCCAGCGGUAAAUUAGGUCAAAUUGAUUAUGCUUUAGCUGCUGUGAAGCAAGGUGUUACAUCAUUGGGGAUCAAGGCUACAAAUGGUGUAGUAAUUGCCACAGAAAAGAAAUCUUCAUCGCCUUUGGCUUUGACCGAAACUUUAUCUAAAAUAGAAUUAAUUACACCAGAUAUAGGUGCUGUAUAUUCAGGAAUGGGACCAGAUUAUAGGGUCCUUGUAGAUAAAUCAAGAAAAGUGGCUCAUACACAAUACAAAAGAAUCUAUAACGAAUAUCCACCCACGAAAAUCUUAGUGUCUAAGAUUGCAGCCAUCAUGCAAGAAGCUACACAAUCAGGUGGUGUUCGUCCAUUUGGUGUCUCUUUGUUGGUAGCUGGUUAUGAUGAUCAUAAAGGGUUUAGUUUGUAUCAAGUAGAUCCAUCUGGUUCAUAUUUCCCUUGGAAAGCUACUGCUAUAGGUAAAGGAUCUACUGCUGCAAAGACCUUCUUAGAGAAAAGAUGGAAUAAUGAAUUAGAAUUAGAAGAUGCCAUCCAUAUUGCUCUUUUGACAUUAAAGGAAUCCGUAGAAGGUGAAUUUAAUGGAGAUACUAUAGAGAUUGCUGUUAUUGGUGAACCAAAUGAAGAUUUGUUAGGGUAUACUGGUGUUCCACAAAAUAAAGGUCCAAGAUUUAGAAAAUUAACUCCUCAAGAGAUCAAUGAUAGAUUGCAAGCUUUAUGA